AUGGAACUCCCAUCUAUUGCCACACGAAGGGACCUGGAGUGCAUCCUAUCUGAUGAAACGGCAGAGCCCAUGGCCCUGCCACUGCCACUUCUGCAAGAUAUCACCGAUGAUUUCUCUAAAGAGCAUGAAAUUGGCAGAGGUGGGUUUACGGUGGUUUAUAAGGGAAAGCUUGGGAAUAGGAAUGUGGCAGUUCAGAGGUUUUCCAGUACGCAUAUCAUUGAAAACAUGUUCCAACAAGAACUUGAAUGUCUCCUGAAGGUGAAACACAAAAAUGUAGUACGGUUUCUAGGGUAUUGUGUUAACACACAGGGAUUUUUGGCAACCUACAAUGGAAAAAUGGUCAUGGUGGAUGUACCAGAACGGUUGCUCUGCUUCGAGUAUCUUCCUAAAGGGAGUCUUGAUAAGUAUAUCACUGAUACAUCUCACAAACUUCAGUGGACAGACUGCUUUCGAAUUAUCACAGGAAUUUGUCAGGGGUUAAAUUAUCUCCGUCAGAAAAACAUUGUCCACUUAGAUCUAAAGCCCACAAACAUACUUUUGGAUGAUAAGUUCGUGCCGAAAAUUACUGGUUUCACUUUAUCUAGGUGCGCUGUUGAAUCAGAAGACUGGGCUACUGCUUUAGUCUGUGGAACAUUUGCAUAUAUGCCACCAGAAUGGCAUGAUGCUACUAAAAUGACAUACCGGUAUGCGUACGAUCGUGAUAUGUACAGUGUUGGUGUAAUAAUCAUGGAGAUACUCACUGGAAAGAGGUGUUGUCAUCAUGACAUUGACAUGGUAGUUGAAAGUUGGAGUGACAUGGUGGAAAAAUCACAUAGCGACGUACAGAUGGAACAGGUACGCAUAUGUGCUGAGAUAGCAAUAGAGUGCAUCGACUUCAACCCGGCAAAGAGACCGGAUACACAAUAUAUAAUCAGUAGACUCGAUCAGAUAAAAACUAUGGGCGGAUAUGUCAAAACUGGCAUGAUUACUCGCACAUGGUAA
Triticum turgidum subsp. durum (durum wheat) is the source of this 981-nucleotide messenger RNA. The record is from the annotation of a GenBank genome assembly. NCBI's taxonomy places the organism in Eukaryota, Viridiplantae, Streptophyta, Magnoliopsida, Poales, Poaceae.